ACCACCGAACACUGUCCCUUUCCUUUCUGCUGGGCACAGCCCUCUGGUACCCUCUGUGGGUCAGAGUAGAACCCCAGCGUGUGUGCUGAACUGAUCCGCAGUACCUGGACCUUCAGCACCUCACCAGGGGUCGAUGCUUAACUGCACCUCCCCGCCCCCCGUAGGGGUAGGGUAAGAGGGGUGCAGGAACCCAUCUCUGACCAUGUCUUCCCUGGCCUCUUCGUGGGCCAAGUGGACGGACUAAGAUGGGAUGGCUUGUAACGAUUCAAGCUGUCUAGCCCACAGCACAGGGCUGGUCUUGAAUCUUGACUCUUGAGCUAUGCACAACACUUGGAGUACUUUUGCAUUUUAAAUUUGGAGCCAACUGUGUUAUCCCAAAGUGGAAUCUGGACAGAGAAGGAGGUCAAAGUCUGCUCCAGGGCAGCCCCGCAGUGCUGGGCCAGAGUGGUAGUGUGGUGGGGUUUUAAGGGUGCUGAAAAGAGAGGAGAGAAUUGCUUACAGAAACCUGGUCUGCUUUGCUGUUACACUUGGAUCUGGAAUGUCAAAUGUGUAUAUUGUCCCGGCCUGGGGUGCUUCCGUGGGAACUGGGUGGAAAAGUAGUCUGGGGAGGGGACAGAGGGAGGAUGGUACCUCUAUACCUGGGCUUUCCCAAAGAGCACUCUGAGAAGGUGGGGACACUGGGGGGAGUUGUGUAUAUGCACACUUGUGCCAGUAUCUGGGAACAAGGAAUCAAAGAAAAGUUUGUUUUCAGAGAAUCCCAGCCCAGCUGCAGACAGACCCAGCAGAGCAGGGUGGAUUCACAGCAGCAACUUUCCAAAUCACAGGGGAUUUGGAAAAGGGCUGCGAAGACAGGCCAGAGCUUUAGCCCUUGACUGUGGCCCACCAUGGUGGAUUUGUGUGUUUUCAGUCUUAUGCACACCCACACAUAACAAUUCCAUACAGAGAUGUGUUCAUACACACAUACGUACACCCUGAAGCCCACUCCUGCUGACUCACACGGCUGAACACAUGUGCCUUUCACACACACAACCUUGUUCACCUGCUGUCCCACACUGCCGGAAUAUGGGCAUACAUCUGCACACACAGGUGCACACUAGAGGCAUACUGCAGAACCAGGUGCCCACAUCCAUAUACCUGCAGGACUCACGGACACACUCAUUGCUCUCAGAAGUACCUGAAAACAUGUCUUGAACUGGCAACGUUCCCCUUUCCCUAUAGGAAGGCCCUGUUCUGGGUGCUUUAAACACAGGAGCUCGUGUCACUUGCACCAGCUUUAGGUGUAGUCUUGCUUGUAUCUGCACCCCAAGAUGGGGACCGGACAUUCUGAGAGUACAAGAGACUGUCCAAAGUCACCGCACCAGGAAGUGCAAGUUAGAUGGGCACCCCAGAGCCACAGCCUGCACCAACCAAGCGUUCACCGCAUCUCUCCUGGUCUUGGAUCUAGUCCAGUUAUUAGUUUUAGAAUCUAGAAACUACUCACCAAACUCCAGACCUUCAGGUUAAGGUUCAGCCAUUGGGAUGCCCCUCUUGAGCAAAUCUUGUCUGAGUGGCAGAUUUUCCUCCCUGCUCUGAUUUUAUUUAUUUAUUUUGGAGUUUUUCCUUUUUAUCGGUACCAGGGAUCGAACUCACGACUGCCUGCUUGCAAGGCAGGCGCUUAUGCCGCUGAGCUAAACCCCCAGCCCCCUCUGAUUUUAAACAUUAAAGCCCGCUUCUCUGAUCUCUGUUCCAGAUCUCUUAUGAGCCAUGCUGUCUGUUAUCCCAGGGUCUUUACACAUGCUGUUUCUGUUGGGAGGAACACCUUUCUCUGUGGAAUUCCUGCUUACCCUGUAACUCUCUACCCAUACAUCACCUCCUCGGGAAAGCCUUUCAUGAUUCGCCUCUAACAAGGCAUGUCAUAUAUUCCUCCCUUGUGACAACCAUCAUAGCUGUAACUUUUGUGGAGUGAUUUGCUUAAUGGAUGGCUAGUGUUUGGGGCCAGCUCAGGGUGAGACACUCUUAUACCAAAGGGCUUAAGACACAUCCAUUGUUACAUUUCCCCAAUUUCAGAGAACAUUUUUUAAAUAUACACUCAUUGGAUAAGCAAGAUAUUAUAAGGAAACAAAUUAUAUGGUCAAAAUUGUUCUUCAACUCAACUUAUUUUAUAAACUUAAAAUAAUCUGAGUAGGAAGCUUUGUAAGUAGACAGUAACUGUAAAAAUCUGCACAAUGAAGGCAGACCCGUGUUGGUAACCCUGCUAGGGAGGGUGAGCUGUGGGCCCUUCCACCUCAGGAUGCUUUCUCUAUUGAAGGCGGUAAUGAGGAAGUGCCCAAGGUGUCUUCGAGACACAAUGUCCCCAGGCUAAGGCUGUCUCCUUGGUGUCCUCAAAGGAACUAGGAGGCAACUGAGUAGCUUUCCUGUGUGAUUUUGCAUCAAGUCCAUGUCCACCCAAGAUUGUCUUGCAGGCCGCCUGCAACAACACAUCCUACGCUUCAAAAAAACAAUGGGUCUGGUUUAGUUCAUUCAACAUUGCCUGAGAACUGGCUGCAUGGUGGUUCCCGUCCAAGCCUCUAGUGUAUGCCAGGCCCUGAGGCCUCAGGGUCCAUAGGGAAUGGGGGCUUGUUUGCUGAGAGUUUUGGGCCAUGUGAUGGGUGGUGGGAAGCUGUCCCUCUCCUCACAAACACAUGUGUCGUGAAAAGCUAAAGAGAAGAAGAGGUACAGAUCCAGCAGGGCCGUGGAGGGUGAAUAGGAGCUCUACUAGUCAGGGGAAGAGUACAAUGUGAAAAACAAAAAGAAGUGUGUGCUCAGGAGUGAGUGCUUCCUUAGGUGGAGCCCAAACCAUGGGUUCUGGGGUGGGGAGACUUCAGAUGUACUGGGUGAGCAUUUUCAUUUUAUAGUUUUUCAUCCUAAUGAGUAUUAGGUAGUAAUUACCACAGCACAAAUCAUGACAAAUAACAAAAAUCUAAGUUGAAAACAGACAAAAAGAUAAACACUAAGUAAAUAUUAACUCAUAAAUAUUAAACAAAUAAUAUUAAACAAACCAGGGCAUGUGGACAUAGCACGAAAACCUUGUGUCCGGGACACACAGAUGACUGGGAAGCCCUGGACCAGAGCAUGAAGAAGCAGGAGAGGUUAGCUGAGAGCCUACGGCCUCGAGCACCAGACCAGCACCUUGUUAGGCAAUAGGGAUUUAGCUCAGCGGCAUAAGCACCUGCAUUGAAAGCAGGCAGUCGUGAGUUCGAUCCCUGGUACCGAUAAAAACAAAAAAGACAAAAAACAAAAAACAAAAAACAAAAAAAACCCCAAAGCAAUAGGGAGCCACUGACACUGCCGAGCAUGGAGGGUCACAACUGCGUCCCUAUGUAGGAAAGGCCAUUGUGGUCUCCAAAGGGGAGCCUCGGCUGGUGCUCGGAUUCAUACCCCAACUUUAUCACCCACUAACUGAGCCUUGGUCAUAGUUUGCAAGCUUUAAUAUGAGAAAAGCCCAGCUUGUAGAACCGUUGGGGCGAUACAAUCAAAUAACACGUGGAAAGUGCUCAGCACGGGCCAGACCCCAAAGACCUGCCCGGGAAGAAGUAGCUCUAGGUGUAUCUGCUACCGUUGUGUGGCGUGGGUGGGAGACAGUGAGCCGAGGGCAGAGGCAAAGGGAAGAGGAGACAAAUAGCAUAAGGCUAAGGUGCAGAGAGGGGAAGUGGCUUGCUCCAGGUCACACAGAUGAGAGGUGACAUUAGACGUAUGCUGUGACGGAGCUAGACUUGAACAUGAGUCUUCUGGUAGCCACCCACCUGUUGGUUUAAUGCAUCUGGGCUGUUUUUCCAGUUUUCAAAAAAAAUUUUUUUAAUAAAGAGCCAAUUCUUGCUCAUACCUCCACCCACACACAAAUACUAAAAGGGACUUAAAACAGUAGAAGUUUUAACUGGACGUGAGCAAGAACUUUCUGGCAGCCAGAAGCUGAUUUUAGAAUCUCAGCCUAGACGAGUUCGAGAGAAAUGGCUAGAUAGUUAAGGCUGGACUGGAGGUCAUGACCUCACAUCUGCCGGGCUGCAUCUGGCUCACAGACACAUUAAAAAUCAGUAGGUGUGGAGUGCUGGGCCGAAGCCACACUUGGCCGAUGCUGAGGGGGUGAAGUGGGCACUCAGGGUCCACUGGUCCACUCACGUUUGUUCCUGUGGCUGCUGGUGUAGACGCUUCUGAGGCAGGAAGAUGGGUAAGAAAGACCUUUCAAAACCUUCUCACCAAUUGAGGGUUAUCUGACCCCACUUAGGACCCACAUCUCAGGUCCACACCUUCUUGAACCUGCCUCUGUUGGAUGUAGAAUGCCCCCAUUGGAAGGGGAUGAUGUACCCAGUGCCUCUUUUACAAGUGGGGAAACCAAGGCCAGGGUUGCCCGGUGAGUGAGUCAGGAGCAGACUUGCACCUUCCCCAUGUGUUUCUCCCACAGCGGGAAGGGAGGAUCAAAGGUAAUAAAUACUCCCCAGCUCAGCUUUUCUCAAUCUGCUCUCUUUCCAAGCCAGAGGCAGCUGAUGCUAAGUGAAACUAAAAUUUUUGUGUGCUGGAAUAAGUGGAUAAAUCUGGAUCUUUAAGAAAGUUCAGCCCACAUUAGGGGAGGCCCAGCUAACAACAUCUGGUGAGACCAUUUAGAAAGGCCCCAGUUUUAAAAAUACACAAAAUCACACUUUUAUUCCCCCACCUUUAUAAAAGCUAUACAAGCUGCUUACAGAACAUUUGGAAAAUCCAGAAAACUAUGAAGAAAAUUGAAACGCUGCCUUAUGAGACCCCUGCCACUCACAGCCCUUGGGGUAACUGCAGUUAACACUUCACUUGGCGCUCAUUUGGACUGGGUCUGGGCUCAUACGCAUUCUAUAGAUCAUGCCGUAAGGAAAUUCUUCUUUUAAAAACUAUAAUGAAGAAGUGUUCUGGCGUGCAGGCCGUUGAGGGAAGGGGUGGAAACCUUUUUGUAUGUUGAUCUGGGUACUGGUACAGCAGUCUGCAUAUAAUAUCAACUAUACGUUUUGUCUCUGUUUCAUUUUGCUUGACUAAAAUAAUACGAUGACAGUAAUAAUACAGACUCACUACAAAGACAUUAACAUAGAAGAGUAUGCACACUGCUGCUUCCUGCCCAGACCUCACCCCUGUGAGCAGCUGGUUUCUGUGUCCUUUGGCACCAUUCAGGGGUCCCCAAGUCAGACAGGAGGUCACGAGUGUCGUGCAGGGUCUGGUUCCGCGACUCUGUGGUCCGCACGACAGACCCCUCCCCUGGCCCAGCUUGCAGAGGGGGCUGGAGGGUGCCGUUGACUCUGGCUGGUCUUCCCUUCUUGCUUCAGCUUUAGACCCUACUCACUUGCUGCCGAAGAACAGUUAGAGCCCUGCCGGGCCGACUCACUGGGUAGGAAUGGAAACAGGUCUAUUGAGUUUCAUGGAAAUCAUUUUGAGGGGCCCACGUCUGGCUGAUAGUGUUCAGGUUCCUGUGGUUGAAGGCUGGGCGCCAGGUUGAUUUGGGAUGGCGAGUGGCCAGUGUUCUUUUUUGCAGCCACCGUGGUCUGCUUCAUCAUGAACUUGGACACUUUGGAGCCCCUGGGGUUCAGGCCUGUGGCAGGUAACGCACUGGCAGAGAGCACAGAGUUCUGCUAACUUGGAGCAGCCUCGCAUUUUAUUGGCUGCCCGUAAAUGGUUACAGUGUGUGGAGAAGCGAGCCAACUUGUGAAGGCCAAGGGCGUCUCAGUCGGCGAGGCUUGCUCUUCAGAGGUAAACAGUUUCUUUAGGCGCCGCUGGAAAGUGGGAGGCACGGGCAGCUGCGCAGGCCACCCCUGUGGCUGGUGACGCCCUGGCAGAGCAGGCAGCAGGAGGCAGGAGGAGGAGGCUGGUUCAGUGUCUGGGUCUGGGUUGGAGCCUAGUAGCUCUGUUUCUCCUUCUCUCUGUGACCUUGAGCAAAGUUGCCCUCCCUCUUUCUCUACCUGUAAAAUGGGUGUCCUUGCCUGGUACCAGCACAGUAGUAUGAGCUGAGCAAGAGAACACAAGGUACCAGCCUGAUGGGACGCAGAUGCUUGGGGAACUGCUGUUAUCACUUGGGGGGUGGUGGUGGUAGCAGAUUCAGGGGGAUGCCUGUCUUCACUCGGGGUGGGGCCGAAGCUUCUGGCCGGUGGGUGAACACAGAUGACAAUAAGAACAGAACCUGCAAUACCUUUUGGUUUUCUCAAGACUCUCUGUGCGCCUCAGUAUCUCCUUGCAUCUCCAGGACAAUCAACUGAACAGGAUAUGAUGGAGACUAGAAUUCCACUUACAGAUGGGGAAACUGAGGUACAUGGAGGCAGACAGCGUGUAUGUCACUGUCUCCUAGAGGUUGGAUGCUGCUGGUAGUUAGGAUAUCAGAUGUAUCACAGACAUGAAGUGAGUGACAUGAUAAAUAGUUAUAAAUAUGUACAAUAUAAAUAAAAUUCAUAUAACACACUGAUGUAUUUGUAUUCUAUCUGUACCAGUUGACACAGAUUUUUCCUCUUGCAGUGGUGAUGUGAUAAUAUGUACAAUAAGACCACAAAAAUAACAAUGAUGGCUCGUACUUAAUGAGCACCUACUAAAUGCUAGUCCUGUGCAGGAAAUUUCCAUGUAUACUCUCACCGAAUCUCUACCAACUAUUUAAGUGAGAUACUGUUACAAUCUCUAUUCUGUAGAUGAGGACAUUGAGGCACAGCGAGUUCAGUAACUGUCCAGGUCAAACCAUCAGUAAGAGACAGAAGCAAAACCCUGAAAGUGUGGCUGGGUUUUGUCUGUGCAGUUUUUAAAAAGUGGAUCUGAAGAAAAACAGAGUAAUAGUAAGUACAAAGGGCAUGAGAAGAAAAAAAAAAAUCAUGAGUGACAGUGAAUGAUUAACUUUCUCAAAACAGAACCAACUUAACCCGGCUCAAUCUGCACAGAGAAGCGAAGCCCAGAGAGGGAAGGGACCCACUCAAGGCUGCAGGGCGAGACAGAAGCCAGGUGUGCCAAGGUCCAGCAGAGGCGGGAUGGAGUGGGACAGUUGUGUGGCCGGGAAGAGGCCCGGCCCAGUGGACUUGGUGUGUGCUCAUGGAGGGCAGGUGCAGGCCUCUGUCCCUUGCCCCAACACUGACUGCGGAUUGCAGGGGUGGGCAGUGACAGUCUGACCUUGUGUGGUGAGGGCUGGGGCAUUGGAAGAGGCCACCAGGCUGGACGAGCCUUUCCCUGUCCUGCCACACUGACAACCCUUCACCCCUCCUGGGAAGAUGCCCUGUGGACAUCAAGUGUCUGUCAUCAGGUCACCCCUCUGAGCCCACUGCCACCCAGGGCCAGGAGGCUCUUCCUUCCUCAGGAUGGGGCUGUAGACUUUUUUAGUCAUUUAUUCUGCAGGUUGUGAGGGAGGCCAGCCCCGUGAGCUCUGGGGGGAGAGGGGCUUGGGCUUCUGUCAUGUCCCUCCCGACAAUCUUGGACAGAGCAGUGUCCUGUCCUCCUGCUCAAUACCCCCUUUUAGUUCCCAGUCUAUCUUCCAAGGCCUCAUUCAUAAAGACGACCUUUCCCACCUGUUAAGCUCUGCUUCUGCGGGGUCUCUCUUCGUUUCCACCCCUAGCCCCUGAGCCACAGGGCUCCCAGCCUGGCUUCUCUUAGUUUCUUUAAGAGUUGAAAGUCAGAAUUCUUCUCAUUGCUGCAGCUUUUGGAAACCUCUGGCCUUGUCCAACUUGCCUGUUUUAUAGGUGGAAAAUGUGGUUCAAAGAAGGCCAUUAGGUUCAUCCUCCCCCACAAUGUACUGAGCACUUACUCUGUGCCAGCCCCUUGGCAGGGGUGGAGGACCCAGAGCGAGGAGGAGCCAACGUGUGCUGUGGUUUUUUUUAAUCACUGCUGCAACAAAUGAUCACACAUGUACCGACCUACAGCGACGCAGCUGUAUUGUCUUGCAGUUCUCUGGAUAUAAAAGCUGACACGGAUCUUGUAGGGCUCAGAUUCUGGCGAGAGCCAGGCUGAAUUUUUUUCUGAAAGAUCUAAGGGCAGAAUCUGUUUACUUGCCUUUUCCAGCUUCUGGGAGCUGCCCACAUUCCUUGGCUCUUUGUGCAUGUUCGGAGCCAGCGCGUGGCAUCUCUGUAAUCCUGCUUUCAUAGUCACAUUCCCUCUCGUUCUCCCACUUUUGGGGACUCUUGUGAAUACAAUGGGCCACUUGUAGAUUCCAGGAGGUUCUCUUUGCUGUAUGGCCAGCUGAUGAGCUUAAUUCUAACUGUAACCUCAAUCUGCCAUUGUCUGCGAGGCAAUACAGUAACAGGUUCCAGAGAUUAGGAUGUGGGCGUCUUCAGGGCUCUUCUGCCUGGCACACCUGCCCUUGUGGAGCAGCGGUCAGCAUGGAAGCUGCUCAGACACAGGAAGAGAAGAGCUCAAGAGAGGGAACAUCCAACCCCUGAGCCACGAGGAGGCAAGUUUAAGGACCCUCCAUCCCUCGAUGCAGCCAUCCAGCAUGCCCUGGCAGGCCUCUACCCUCCUUUUGAGGCCACGGCUCCCAUUGUCCUGAGUCAGGUGUUCCGGCUGCUGGACUCUGACUUCCAGGGGGAUGGGCUGAGCUUCCUCCUGGAUUUCCUGAUCCCCGCCAAGCGUCUGUGUGAGCAAGUGCGUGAAGCCGCCUGUGCUCCCUACACCCACCGCCUCUUCUUGCAUGAGGGCUGGCCGCUCUGCCUGCGGGAUGAGGUUGUGGUCCACUUGGCUCCCCUCAAUCCCCUCUUAUUGCGUCAAGGCGACUUCUACCUCCAAGUGGAGCCCAGGGAGGAGCAGUCUGUCAGCAUGAUGAUCAAAUGCCUCUCCUUGGACCUCCGUACAGUGGACAAGAAGCCUGUCCCUGAGUCAUCCCACCCACUGCUUUUCACUCAAGAGUGGCUGGAGGCCAUCAACAGUGACUUUGAGGGGAGUCCCUUGCACAACUGCCUGGUGGCUUCAGAAAAUGGGAUUGCCCCUGUGCCUUGGGCCAAGAUCACCAGCCCAGAGUUUGUGGAUGGUAGACCCCAGGCAAUGACAGUCCCUUCACCUCCUCCGGACUCCCUUCCACUGGAGGCACUUGAUUUGAGCAGCCCCCAGAAGCUGCACCUGGUCAGCUCCCCAGGCAGCCGGGCGCUUCUGGCCCAGAAUUCAGUCAAAGACAUGGAAAGGACAUCUGGGAGCAAAUAUCCAGGACUUAUCAAGGUGGAGCAAGCCAGGCCUGGGGAAGUAGCCCUCAAGAUGGACGAUGGGCUCAGCCAGGGCUUAGAGGGAGACUAUGUGGCUCUCCUGGACUUUUCCCUAGAGAAUGGAAGAAAGCCAAAUCAGGAAGUGGAAGCAUCUAGUGGGUGUGUUUUGGGCGCGCUAGAAGAGCAAUGUGGGUCUAGGGAGGUUCCUCUGGCUCAAAGGACCCUGGCUGUCUCAGAGCCUGAUGGGGGGCCUUCCUUGCAAAACUGGGACUGCGCAAAGCCAGUACACCCAGAGGAGGAGCCCUACAUGUUGGGAUCAAGGAGUAAAGUCAAGCAUGAAGAGCUUGGCCACAACUCAGAGCGACAGCCCUGCCUUGGUGUUCCUGAGGAGCCACUGGACUGUGCCUCUGGAUUCUGGGCAGCUGGCUCAGAAGACCCCACUGCCUCCAAGAUGCAAGAACCCCUGGGAAACCAAGAGACCAUGGUCCAGCUCAGGCCAGGACCAAGACAAGCAUCUUCUCCCCGCCUUUCCCCAGCUUCUCCUGUAGGCCAGGCCUCUGAAACCAAGGUGAAGAAGACCAAGCAGGGAGACAAGAAACCUCCCAAGCCCACAGCUCACACUACUCAAAACACCUCCUCUCCCUCCUCCUCUGGGUCCCCCACUGCUGGGCUCAAAGUCUCCUUCUUAAAGGGGCAGAGGCGACUUCCUGUGCCCCAGGACAAAGCUUCGCUCCAGCAUGACCGGCCCUGGAAAGUCCUGCAGUCACUGUAUCCUUCUAAGCCACACCAAGCCAAAGCCCUGGAGAAAGAUGGAGCAACUCAGACAAAAACAUCUGGACCUGUCUCUGACUCAGGCCUACUGUCUGGGAAGAAGGCUGGCUUCCCAGAAGCUGUGGCAGGCCCCCCAGAAAGAGCCUCUGGCCUGGAGGAGGAGCCCCCAAGGCCUGAGCCCAAGAUUGAGACCGUGGCUGCUGAGGUCUUGCACUCCAGGAUAGCCUGCCUGCCAGGUGGUCGGGACAGGGCAGGGAGGCCCCUCCUUCUGGUGUCAACUGCAGAGGAGGCCUGGAAGGCACCAUGGUGCACAGCCUCAGAGAUCACCAAGCUGCUGUCCUACCUGUGCAGCAUCCCCAGGGCAGAAGAUAAAGCCAAGGGCCUGGUGGUUGUGAUAGAUACCAGGAAACAAUCCCCACAGCCAGCUCUGGCCAGCGCCCUGCAGGCCACCCAGGCUAUGGCCCCAGCUGCCCUCGGUACACUGCUCAUCCUGGGGGAGAAGGAAGACGCUGUCGCCCUGCAGGUGUCACCUGACAUCCAGGUGGAGGUGUUGGGCUCACUGACAGCCCUCGGCCACCAUGUGGAGCCUAGCCAGUUGCCUGCAGCCCUGGAAGGCCCCUUCCCCUACUGCCACAGCGAGUGGGUGCAAUUCUUCCAGAAGUUGGAUCCUUUCCUUUCUGAGCUUCACCGGGCCUCUUCCCUGCUGCAGUCCUCCAUCGAGGAGUUUGAGAAGGGUGACCCCCCUGGGGGGGUGCAGGAGGCCACCAGUUGUCUGAGCAAGUCCAAGGAGCUGAUGGAGGCCGUGCUGAGAGACCCAGGCCUGCUACACCUGCAGCAGGAAGGUGGGGCCAUGCUGGCCAGGCUGCAAUGUGAGGCCAGCAGGCUGGACUCCAGCCCUGACAUCAGGAGCCGGCUGGCUGAAGCGGCUGCCCUGUACAGCCUCGUGGAUGAGCAGCUUCAUGUCCUGGUCACUGCAUCCAACCACCUCCUGGGGAGGCUGGAGCUCCGCAUCCGCCUGGGCCGCCUGGAGGCUGCCAUUCGCCAGGUCAGCGACUGGAUGGAGCAGGAGGGGAGCCGGUGCCUGCAGGAGCUCACCCCAGAGGACGGGAGUAUGGAGACAGUGGCGCGGGCCCACGCUGACUUCGAGGCCUUCUUCCUGAAGGCUGUGGCCCAGUACCGCCGCGGCCUGGAGCUGUCCAAGCAGGCAGCCCAACUGGGAGCCGGGAGCCAGGCUGGGGGCCAGGAGCUCCCGGAGCUGGUGGCUUUUGCUGCGACCCAGCGGGCCUUCCAGGCCAAGCUGACCCACUUCUACAUGGCGGCUGAGCGGCAGCGCACGGAUCUCGACACGCUGCUGCAUCUGCAUCGCUUCUGCAAGAAGAUGACCUGGUUCCACAAGGACUGUCAGGAUCUGGUGAGCCAGCUUAGGCUGGGCAAGGCUAAGAGGGCCAGCCCUGGGGACCAGCGCCGCCUGCACCGUUACCUGCAGCGCCUGGCAUCCGAGUUCCCUGCCGAGAAGUUAGCAGCCAUGGCAUUGCAGGUGACCUCCCUGAGCCAGACAGGCUUGGGCCAGGAGCUGUGGCAGGAGGCCCGAGGGAGACACCAGGAGAUUCAGAGCCUGCUGAAGAAGGCACUGGCCCACUGCCCGUGCCUGGUGGACUCUGCUGCCCACUUGGCACCAUCAGAACCAAGAGGGGCAGUGGCCAAAGGCUGGGGUCCAAAUGGAGAAGUGUUUUCCAAGGGGAGGUGGGACCUGUCCUUACAGGACUCUUUGGGUGUGAAUCAUUUGCCAAAAGCCUGCUGGCCUCCUUGGGCUGCCAGAAGCCAGCAGAGCAGAACUUUCCAGGUGGACCCUCCAUCCUCUGGCCAGGUGGUAGGAGCUGAUGAUGGCAAAGGCUCUCAGGAGCUUCUGGAGCCCACCCCGGAGCGCUCUCGUGUCACCCUCUUCUCCUGGCAGUGGCUCCCCAGGAAGAGCCAGGUCUCCUGCCCCACCGGGGACAGCUUCUCCUCGGAGGGGACAGACUCACAGACAUCCUUGGAGGACUCACCCCAAACAAGCCCACCUGCAUCCCUCUAGCUGGAGAUGCCCUCCCUUCAUCUCCCCAGGCUCUGGGGCGGCUGGCACAAGACUAGCUGGGGGGAAGAGCUGGUCAGUCUCUCAGAGAUGUGGCCCCCAAACAGCUGACUGCCAGGAGGAUGGGAAUUGUGCACCUGCUUCUGGUUCCAGCAAACUCCAGGAAGAUGCACCGCUCACACAUGCAGAACCAGGGCCUGUGGGAGUCAGGAUCCCAUACUGAUUAGCCCUGUCACUCCAGGGUCUCCUCGUGGAAGUCCUGUUGGUACUGACGCUGCCAAGACUCCCUCUUGGACAGCCUAACACAUUCCCCACCCCAUCCCCGGGGCACCAGGCCAGCAUAGCUCCCCAACAGGACACAACACAUGUGGGCUCUUGUCUUAGGUCACCCAGAAACACACCUGGGACAAGGACUCAAGUGAAAUGCUUUUGGCAGUGACCCCAGGAGCCAGUGGCAGGGAACAGGACAUCAGUCUGUGAUGGAAUAAAGCAAGGUUGUCGAGCAGA
Cavia porcellus (domestic guinea pig) is the source of this 12474-nucleotide messenger RNA. RefSeq names its product KIAA1755 ortholog. Bases 8746 to 11970 code for a protein of 1074 amino acids. The record is from RefSeq and is a predicted model, not a curated record. The transcript has 14 exons. Lineage: Eukaryota; Metazoa; Chordata; Mammalia; Rodentia; Caviidae.